UUCUUAAGUGAUAUAACUGAUAAUCGUCCAUCUAUUUCAACAUAAAUAUAGAAGACACAGAUUUAGAUGAGUUAUUAAGAUGAACAAAUUGAAUAGUCCUGAGUGGGAAGAAUUGUCGCGAGAGACAGAACAAAUAAGAGAAUUAAGUUUAGAAGAGCGACAAACAAUAACGAAAGAAACCAUUGCCGUCUGCAUUAAUUUGGGAACGCUUCUCGAAAGUAAUGAUUACAACGAAGAUCUUAGAAGAGAGCUUCAAAAGUCAAAUCCCGAUUAUAUUAAUGUUCUUUAUAAAAGACGUAGGGAUUUAGAAAAUUCUGACCACGGAAUAGUCGUCUCAGGUGAAACAAGCGCCGGGAAAUCAACACUGAUCAAUAAGAUAUUAGAAAAGAACAUUUUUAAAGGCAAAGUUCUAGAAUCCACUUCUACCAUAUGCAAAAUUCGUAAUUCUGAUAGAAUAAGAGUCAUUACCGAAAAGGUAACAGGGGAAAAAGAGGAGCAAGACUUCACUGCAGAAUGUAAUCUUUCUUCUGAAGAGGGAGUGAAAAUGCUUAGAGAUUUUUUAGAGAAAAGGACAGACCUGACAUGUAUGUCCUCUGAUGAAAACAUUCGAAGUGUCGACAUAGGCUUUCCAAUUCAUUUUCUUGAGGCAAACACAAUCCUUGUUGACACACCAGGCAUUGGUGGAUCAGGAGAAGUCACACACAAACUCAAAGAAUACCUUCCUAAUGCAUUAUGUUUUAUCUUUGUAAUAAAUGCAUCAAGUGCUGGUGGAAUGCAAGAAGACAGGCUUCCGGAAAUAUUGAACGAAAUAGCCAACCUCGUUUUGAGAUCUGACAUGCCAUGUUUUCAUCCAGAAAGCGUAAUUUUUCUCACAAACAAAUGGGAUCUAGUUGCGCUUCAGGUUGAGGAAGAAACGGAAAUGGCUCAAGUCUGGGAAACGCUGAAGACUGGUCUUCGGAAAAGAUGGCCAAGAGUUAGGGAGGAACAUAUUUUUCGAUUAAACUUUAAAGAAGUAUCAAGAGGGAAAAAAAACGCAUCAACAAAAACGUUCAAGGAUUUCCUAAAUGUGUUGGAGGCUAUGUCAAAAAGGGCAAAAAAAAUACGAAUUUUGCAACAUUUGAGGUUUCUACAAACAAUAUUGAGAAACAUGUCAAAAGGGUUAGAUGCGAGAAUAGAACUAGUGAAUAAGAGCGAGGCCGAACAAUCAUUGCUGAUUAAAGAGCACCAAGAAAAAGUAGAAAGGUUAACUGAGGAGUGCAGUCAGUUCAGAAAAGACUACCUUAAGAAAACCAAAGACACAAUUCAAAUCAUCAUACAAGAAUGUGAAGGAUUUAUGUCAACACCUACAGGCAAAUAUGAAAUAUUGAAUCCAAAAGGUCGAAGACCUAUUUCUCAAGUCGAUUGGAAUAAAACAGAUUUUGAAAAAGAAAUUCGUACUAGGGUCGAUUUAUAUGCUGUUGAAUAUUUGCAAUCGGAUCAUGUUUUAGAAAAGUUCAGAAAAAUAGUUGAUGAAAUAAACGGUUUCCGCAAAAAAAUAAUAUCAAAUAUUGAAAAAAUGGAAAGUGAAUGGGCGAAAUUAAGACCCAACGUUGAAGAAAAUAAAGAAAAAGAGUCAUCAACCUAUCUUAUAAAAUUUGGCCUACUCACCUCUCCAGUUUGGAUGACUGCGCUCGUUUUUGGCUUUGGUCUUCCUGUUGCUGUUUUUAGUGGUAUUGUUUUUGCUGUAAGCUCGUUUUUGGGCUGGGCGAGAAAGACGUCAAAAGAAAUAGACGAUGAAUAUAAAAAAUGCAUAAAGACAGUUCCAGAAAGAAUGCGAUCUCUUCUUGAACAAAACUGUGAAUCAAAUAUCAGCACAAUGAUAGAAAAGGUUACAAAAGAACUGAUUCAAAUUAUUGAAGCACUAAAAGAAAGAUUAGAUCAGAUAACGGAAAAGCGCAGUCAAAUUCUAGCCAAUGAAGUAGUACUUCACAGUCUCGAUGCAAAGAUAAGUACGAUGGAGAAAUGUGUUACAAAAUUAAGAAAAGAUCUAAAUUCUUAAAGAAAAUAUGAAUCAUACACAUAAUGACAUUUCAAAUGGAUGGUAUACGUUUGAAAAUGUAAACAUGUAUCACGCUGUUUGGAUAUUAUAAAGCUUUGCACGCACGACUGAAUAACUUUUGGACAGACUUUUACUAUUGCACCUAUCUAUCUAUCUAUAUAUCUAUCUAUCUAUCUAUCUAUCUAUCUAUCUAUCUAUCUAUCUAUCUAUCUAUCUAUCUAUCUAUCUAUCUUUCUUUCGAAAAUCGAAUGUAUUGAUUUCGUCAAUAUCAUUUUGUUGAUGUUUUAUUUAAUUUUGAUUUAUGAAUGUUCAUUUGUAACAUUAAGACGGGAAAUGAUUGCACUGAUUAUUUUAAUUUAUUCAUGCUUUACUGCAUUUAUGAUUUUAUCUUAUCAAUAUAUUAUGUUCAGCUGAAUUGUUUUUGUAUUGACUCAAAAUUUAUUUAUUUUGAACUUACAUUUUAACUUAUGGUUAAACGGUGUGACAUGAACGUAUAAAAGUAAU
This is a messenger RNA of Magallana angulata, 2542 nucleotides long. RefSeq names its product transmembrane GTPase Marf-like. Lineage: Eukaryota; Metazoa; Mollusca; Bivalvia; Ostreida; Ostreidae. Bases 80 to 2038 code for a protein of 652 amino acids. The record is from RefSeq and is a predicted model, not a curated record. The transcript has 9 exons.